Molecule: messenger RNA, 1746 nt
Organism: Plasmodium malariae
Lineage: Eukaryota; Apicomplexa; Aconoidasida; Haemosporida; Plasmodiidae
Gene: HSP60
Product: heat shock protein 60, putative
Exons: 2
Coding region: 1-1746 (581 amino acids)
Biological process (GO): protein refolding
Molecular function (GO): ATP-dependent protein folding chaperone; ATP binding
Source: RefSeq, a predicted model, not a curated record
AUGAUAUAUACAUUACGUGGGAAAAUUCUCAAUAGCAGUAGCAGCAGUGGAAAUAAACAUGCAUCAAUUUUAAAUGCAAUUCAGAAAAGGAACAUAUCUAAGGAUAUACGAUUUGGAAGCGAUGCUCGAACGGCGAUGCUUACAGGAUGCAAUAAAUUGGCAGAUGCUGUGAGUGUAACAUUGGGUCCAAAAGGCAGAAACGUGAUAAUAGAGCAGUCAUUUGGUUCUCCAAAAAUUACAAAGGAUGGUGUAACAGUUGCAAAAAGCAUUGAAUUUAACAACAAAUUAGCAAAUUUAGGUGCACAAAUGGUUAAGCAGGUUGCUGCAAAUACUAAUGACAAAGCAGGUGAUGGUACAACUACGGCUACGAUUUUAGCUAGGUCUAUUUUUCAACAAGGUUGUAAGGCAGUAGAUUCUGGUAUGAAUCCAAUGGAUUUAUUAAGAGGGAUAAAUAAAGGGGUUGACAAAGUUUUAGAAUAUUUAAAUUCUAUAAAAAAAGAUGUUACAACGACAGAAGAAAUAUUCAACGUAGCUAGUAUAUCAGCUAAUGGUGAUAAAAACAUUGGUCAACUUAUUGCUGAUACGAUGAAAAAGGUUGGAAAGGAAGGAACAAUUACAGUUACAGAAGGAAAGACAUUACAACAUGAAUUAGAAAUAGUAGAAGGAAUAAAAUUUGAUAGAGGUUAUAUAUCACCAUAUUUUAUUAAUAAUAGUAAAGAUCAAAAGGUUGAGCUUGAUAAGCCAUAUAUUCUUAUUCAUGAAAAAAAAAUUUCAAGUGUUAAGUCUUUAUUACCUGUAUUAGAACAUGUUUUACAAAAUCAGUCAUCCUUAUUAGUAAUAGCAGAAGAUGUGGAUAGUGAUGCUUUGGCUACAUUGAUAGUAAAUAAAUUAAGGUUAGGUUUAAAAAUAUGUGCAGUAAAAGCACCAGGAUUUGGCGAACAUAGAAAAGCCCUUGUUCAUGAUAUUGCUGUUAUGACAGGUGCUAAAGUGGUUACAGAAGAAACAGGAUUAAAACUAGAUGAUCCAGAUGUUGUUUCUUACUUAGGUAAAGCUAAAUCUAUUAAUGUUACAAAAGAUAGUACUUUAAUUAUGGAAGGGGAAGGGAAAAAAGAUGAAAUAAAUGAAAGAUGUGAAAGUAUAAGAAAUGCUAUAAAAAUGAAUACAUCUGAUUAUGAAAAAGAGAAAUUACAAGAACGAUUAGCUAAGAUUACAGGAGGAGUUGCUUUAAUUAAAGUAGGUGGAAUAAGUGAAGUUGAAGUUAAUGAAAUAAAAGAUAGAAUACAAGAUGCGUUAUGUGCAACGAAAGCUGCUGUUGAAGAAGGCAUAGUACCAGGUGGUGGUAGUGCAUUAUUAUUCGCUUCAAAAGAAUUAGAUUCAGUACAAACAGAUAAUUAUGAUCAACGAGUUGGUGUAAAUAUUAUCAAAGAUGCUUGUAAAGCUCCUAUUAAACAAAUUGCCGAAAAUGCUGGACAUGAGGGAUCAGUAGUAGCUGGAAAUAUUUUGAAAGAAAAAAACUGUAACAUUGGAUUUAAUGCUCAAGAAGGAAAAUAUGUAAAUAUGAUUGAGUCAGGCAUUAUUGAUCCUACUAAAGUUGUUAAGACGGCUAUAUCGGAUGCAGCCUCUAUAGCAUCCUUAAUGACCACAACUGAAGUAGCAAUUGUUGACUUCAAAGAUGGUAAAGGUGAAGAAUCCCAGUCUCAUAUGAAUUCAGUUAACUCCAUGGGAGAUAUGGGUGGCAUGUACUGA